AAUUUUUUUUCCCGGAAUUCCCAGGAUUACCACAAAAUCAUCAAGCAGCCGAUGGAUAUGGGAACCAUCAAACGCAGGCUGGAGAACAAUUAUUACUGGGGGGCGGCCGAGUGCAUGCAGGACUUCAACACCAUGUUCACCAACUGCUACAUCUACAACAAGCCCACGGAUGACAUCGUGCUGAUGGCGCAGACGCUGGAGAAGCUGUUCCUGCAGAAGGUGGCGCAGAUGCCCCCGGAGGAGCAGGAGCUGCUGCUGCCCCUGGCCAAGAACAGCCACAAGAAAGGGGCGGCGCGAGCGGCAGCUCUCCUGGCGGGGCUGGCGGGCGGAGCCCAGCAGGUCCCGGCCGUCUCCUCCCUUUCCCUUG
Messenger RNA from Cyanistes caeruleus (blue tit), 367 nucleotides. The record is from RefSeq and is a predicted model, not a curated record. NCBI's taxonomy places the organism in Eukaryota, Metazoa, Chordata, Aves, Passeriformes, Paridae.